Messenger RNA from Prunus mume (Japanese apricot), 1491 nucleotides. The record is from RefSeq and is a predicted model, not a curated record. NCBI's taxonomy places the organism in Eukaryota, Viridiplantae, Streptophyta, Magnoliopsida, Rosales, Rosaceae.
AUGGUCCACUGCCCCAUCCUCCUUGAUAACAACCCAGUUUUUAGCAGAGGAAAAAGGCUCUUUAAAUUUAAGGCUCAAUGGGCUAAAGACUCUUCCUGCUUUGAGGUGAUUUCAAAUUGUUUAAGGAGCAACCUAAAUAGCUCUUACUUAAGCCAAUGGUCCCGUAAUUUGACUCACUGUAAAAAUGGUCUCAAUUUGUGGAGUAAGGAUCGCCAUACUAAUAACAAGGCCCAUAUCAAGCAGCUUCUCGACUCUCUAGAGGCAAACAAAUCUGCCCUUCCUCUUGGGGUCUUUAAUGUGAUUGUUGAUUUUAUUCAAAGUAAGCUGGCCCAGCUUUGGAAGAAUGAAGUGCUUUACUGGAGUCAAAGGCAACAAAAUAGGGUGCUCAAAAUCAAGAAUGAGCAUGGCGAGUGGUUAUCUAGAGAAAAGAGGGUCCAUGAGGAGUUCUACAAUUAUUUUACCAAUCUCUUUUCCUCGGAUGGCCCUAGAGACUGGGGUAACAUCUUAGAUGCCAUCCCGCAGCUGGUUAGCCCAGAAAUAAACCGUAAUCUCGUGGCCCCUUUUUUGGAGAUGGAAAUUCAGGAGGCUGUUGAUCAAUUGGGAGCACUUAAAGCUCCCGGGCCUGAUGGUUUCCCAGCCUUGUUUUAUCAAAGGUACUGGCUAAUUGCCAAAUUCGUUAUUCUAGGUACUGCUAAUGAGUUUGCAGGUGGGAACCUCUCUCUUCAUGAUCUCAAUGUCCUGUUGAAUGGGAAGCCUGGGCCUCCUUUCAAACCUUCCAGGGGCCUAAGGCAGGGUGAUCCCAUCUCCCCGGCCGCUAAUGUUGCAAACUGUGCGAAGCUCAAAGUGGCAUUAGAAAAGUAUUGCUUUGCUUCGGGUCAACCAAUCAAUUUUGAGAAAUCAAGCUUAGUGUUCAGCUCUAAUACCCCUGCAUCGACCAGAGAGGCUAUCGGCUCACUCUCUGCUAUUCAAUGUGCAUCCGAUCAUGGCUCUUACCUUGGUCUUCCUUCUGCUUGGGGGAGGUCCAAAAAGAGUGCAAUGAGCUUCAUUCGAGACAAAUGGAGCAGCCCUGAUAAAGACUCUCAAAUUCACUGGAAAUCUUGGAAUGCUCUAUGCCUUGCCAAAAGAGAUGGUGGGCUUGGCUUUAAGGACCUCGCUGACUUUAAUCUAGCCUUGCUUACCAAGCAAUGUUGGAGAAUCCUAUUGAAUCCUAAUUCCUUGUGGGUUAAAAUGAUGAAAGGGCGCUACUUCCUCGAUUGUGACUUCUUAAAAGCGGUGCUGGGCUCUUGGCCUUCUUGGAUUUGGUCUAGCUUGAUUGAUGGGAGAGACUUCAUCCUUAGCCAUGCCCGUAAACUAGUUUUAUCUGGAGCUCAUACUAGUAUUUGGAAAGAUAAUUGGGUUCAUGGUAAUGGAAUCAUUCGUCAUGUUGCUCCCGUUGAGCCGUUCGCACCACAACUGGCUUGUGAUAUUAUGGACCCUGAGAGUAACUCCUAG